Messenger RNA from Patella vulgata (common limpet), 2360 nucleotides. Its product is annotated as E3 ubiquitin-protein ligase RNF25. Gene Ontology annotation, biological process: protein ubiquitination. The transcript has 8 exons. Lineage: Eukaryota; Metazoa; Mollusca; Gastropoda; Patellidae. Gene Ontology annotation, molecular function: protein binding; ubiquitin protein ligase activity. The coding region runs from base 7 to 1848 and encodes 613 amino acids. Gene Ontology annotation, cellular component: nucleus. The record is from RefSeq and is a predicted model, not a curated record.
UACAAAAUGGCAGCCCGCAGUGUCUCGUUGACAGAUGAAAGUGAAGUAAACCAAGAAGUGGAAGUAUUAAAACAUAUAUACAUAGAUGAACUGGAUGUUAUUCUAGAUGAUGAAUGUAGAGUGAAGACAAUAAAAGUUUUAUUACAUCCAUCAACAUGUGAAGAUACAAGUGUACAAUAUGUCUGCCUUACUCUUGUCUUUGAUAUUCCUUCAACAUAUCCGCAAACGGUGCCUGAUAUAUCUAUAAAAAAUCCCCGAGGUCUGGCAGAAGAGGAGGUCAAAGGUUUACAUGAUGACAUAGUUCAACUAGCAAAAGAUAGAGAAGGAGCUCCUAUGUUAUUUGAGUUGAUAGAGUUAGCUAAAGAAGGUUUAACAGAAGGAAAUAUUCCAAGAUGUGAAUGUGCAAUAUGUUUAGGACAUUUCCACGAAGGGGAUGUCUUUAAGAAAACAGUCUGUUAUCAUUACUUUCAUUGUCACUGCCUUGGUCGAUAUGUCCGCCACAUUCUUUCAAAGCAAAAAGAAAGUAACGAUCUUCACCAGAAGGAAAAGAAAGGAGAAAAAGUCAACGAGGUUUGUUGUCCAGUAUGUCGUACACCUAUAGAUUAUGAUAUGAAAGAUUUACACGAUGCCCCUCCUCCUAUAGAAGAUAAUCCAACUUUUGAAAUAUCCCAAACAAUUAAGCAAGCUCAAGUUAAGAUGACAGAACUUUACAUCAAACAGAAAGAGAAUGGAGGAAUCAUAGAUUUAGAGGCUGAAAAGAAUAAAUUUCUUAUCAACGAGGAUACUGUGCUGCUUGUUCCAGAGAGUAUAGAAGCAAGUUCUACUGAUGGUGCUGAUGCUGUUGAUGCAGUAGGAAAAGAUGUGCCUUCUGCUUCUACUGCUGAUAAAAAUAAAGAUGGUAAAAACCUUUCAACAAAACCUACCUCAGACAGAGAUAAACGUUUUUAUGAUUCUAGAGACAGAAGGCAAUAUUCAUACAGAAAUGAAAAUGACCGGAGGGGUGAAAAGGGCCCAUCCAAUACCAACAGACAUGGAAAUGAAGACCAAAGAAAAAGCUCCACCUAUAAAGAAAGGACAGGCUAUCGUGAUAGAUACUAUGGUUCAAGGAGCUCCAAUAGAGAUGAUAAUGAUUAUCAACAGAGACCUCCUUCAUCCAGAGGAAGGGGUAGAGGCAGGCCUUAUGGAACUUAUUAUUACAGUCAAGGUCAAGGUCGUGGAACAAAGGAAGACCACAGACCUAAUAGAAUGGAUAGGGAUGAUUCUGACAAAAAAAUUGCAAAUGAUAAAAAUUCACAACAAUCUUCUAGUACCCAAAGUGCCAAAAGUGACAGAGAUGACAGGAAACCAAGCAUCCGAGAUAGAGAAAAUGGUGCCAAGCAGACAUCUUCCAAUAAGAUGGAAGAUAACAAAAGACAAACUGCUGGUGAUAAAGAUAAUAACUGUGAUCAGACAUCUUCUAAUAAAACUCAAACUGAUAAAGGAUACCGGGAAGAGAGAAGACCAUAUACUUGUGAUAGGCAAAAUAGUCGAGGAGGACGUGGCAGGGGGCGAGGUCGGGGGAGGGGGAGAGGCAGAGGCAGUGGUUCCAGAGAAGAAAGAACUUCUAGCAAAACUUUUGACACAGAUGUAAAAUCUUCAACUUCAAGUGGACAGGAAUAUACUGGGCAGAAAAAAACAUUUUCAAGGACGUCUGAUAAUGUGUCAUGUGAUAACAAAUCAACCAAUAAACAAGAAGAUAAGAAAACUACCCCAACUAAGCCUCCUCCUGGUUUUCAUACAUCUUCCCCACCUAAAGACAUUAUUACAGGUGACACUAGCGUUAAACCUCCACCAGGCUUCUAUAGUUGAUGUUUACUUCUUGUUAGUAAUUAAUCAAAUAAAUGAAAUUAAUGAAUUAUUUUGUAAAUUAUUGAAAUGAUAAUUGGCAAGUUAUUGUUCAGUCUAAUUAAACACAGAUCCUAUUUCGUUUCGUUUUUAUAGUUCAAAAUUUCGUUUACUUGUCUUUACUACACUAGGAUCUGAAAGAGUUGUUAUAUAACUUCCGUUCUGGUUGUUGUGAGGGAUUAGCUAAUGAAAUGGUCUUUUACAGCGAGUUUUUGGCAUGUGGUGCACUGAAAUGUGGCUAUCCCACUAGAAACAUCAACGCUGAUUAGUUAAUCAACUUUCUGACAUAAUAGGGUCAAAAGCCGCUUAUAUGACCUCUGACAUGACCUUCCACUCUAACUGGUCAGAUCUUCAUGUAGUGUAGGCCAUAGAAAGUAUAAAAACACAAAACGAAAUAAAGAUCUGUAUUUUGUUUAAAUUGGUUAUUGUGGAAAUAUUUGUGGGAAUAAUAAAGACGUAUUGGUUUAAAUGAUAAA